AUGGUUUCAAAUACUGAUUUGGCCUUCCUGGCCCUAACAUUGGUUGUCCUCAACAAGCGGAAAAAAGAGAAAACGACGGUGGUCCAAGGAGUGGAACCAGAAGACUAUAGGAACUUUUUGAGAAUGGACGGAGAAAGUUUCGAUUAUCUGCUGGAGUUAGUAAGGCCCGACAUCGAGAAGAAGGAUACAAAUAUGCGUGAAGCGAUUCCUGCAAGCCAGAGACUGUCUAUCACACUGAGGUAUCUAGCGUCUGGUGCAGAUUUGGAAGACCUAAAAUUCACUUGCGCCAUAGCACCUCAAACUCUGGAGUCCAUCAUAAUGGAAACUUGUUCGGCAAUAACGAAGGCAUUGAAGAAAAACAUUCAGGUUCCGAAAUCGCAAGAUGGAUGGGAAAGAGUAUCGCAGGAGUUCGAAGAACAAUGGAAUUUCCCCAAUUGCUUAGGGAGCGCUGACGGUAAACACGUGGCAAUCCAAAAACCACCCAAUUCCGGAUCAUACUAUUACAAUUACAAGGGAUAUUUCAGCAUUGUGCUUAUGGCUGUUGUUGAUGCUAACUACAAAUUUCUGAUGGUGGAUGUGGGAGCGAAUGGUCGAGUGUCUGAUGGUGGCGUUAUGAAAAACACCUUAUUUUGGCGCAAGUUGUCUGAGAACCAGCUUAACUUGCCUGAUCCUCGACAGUUACCAGGCACUUCUAAGAAAUGUCCGUACGUGUUUCUUGGCGAUGAAGCUUUCCAACUUCACCCUAAUUUCAUGAAACCGUACAAUAGGGCUGCUCUGACAAAUGAUAAAACGAUUUACAACUACAGACUCUCCCGAGCCAGAAGAGUAGUGGAGAAUGCGUUCGGAAUAUUAACGAAAAGAUUUAAAAUAUUUCAAAAACCCAUUAAAUUUGAGCCAUUAAAAGUUAGAAAAAUCGUUAUGACAUGUUGCCAUUUGCAUAACUAUUUAUGCUCAAAAAACAGAGCUAACUAUUUGCCACCUCAGAACAUUGACAAUGAAGACGUUACUACUGGUGCUAAGGAACUUGGGUCAUGGAGACAAGACACUCCACAGAUGCUUUUCCUUCAAAAGACUAAAGGCAAUGCAACAGUAUUAGCAAAAACAGUAAUUACCGGAACGUUCCCUCUCGUUGUUUUGGUGAAAUAUCCGAGUGAGCACAAUUCGCGUUCGGCUGGUGUUUUGGUAAGAAUAUGGAAACCGUGCGAGGGUCGGUGUAAUCGAGAGAAACCGCCAUGCAAGUAUUUUCCCCCGCCACAGCAUUUGAAGGAUCAAUUACUUAUCAACGGAAGGAACCAUCUGGCAUUGAAAAAUGCUCUCAUGCAGCAGAUGGGUCUUACGCCGGGACAACCGAUAGUACCUGGUCAAGUGCCCGCAGUUGUGGAUGGAUCGGCCUGCAGCCUUCCUCUCACCUUGUUCCCGCACCCUUCCAUGUCACUAGAUGAACAGUGCGCACUUAUGGCCGCAAAUCCAUACCUCACCGGAGUACCUCAAGUAGGAAGCACUUACAGCCCAUAUUUUGCGCCAGGUCCCAUUAUGCCCACAAUAGUCGGUCCAGAUCCUUCCGGAGUAGCGUCACCAUUGGGCGUUGUUCCACAAACUGUCGUAACCCAGCAAAAAAUGCCCCGCUCCGACAGAUUGGAGGUUUGCCGCGAGUUCCAGCGCGGGGCGUGCAAGCGAGCAGAGUCUGAGUGCCGCUUUGCGCAUCCCGCCGACUCUGUGACGGCCAACGAGGACGGCACUGUCACUGUCUGCAUGGAUGCAGUCAAGGGACGCUGCAACCGCGACCCCUGCCGCUAUUUCCAUCCCCCUCUGCACCUCCAAGCCCAAAUCAAGGCCGCACAGUCUCGGGCUAGCGCGCCCGCUGCGGUGUCGCCCUUACUGGCACCACAAACUGCUGCCGCCCUCGAGAUCGGCAAGAAGAGACCUCGCGAGCCUAGCACCGCCGACACAGAUCUACUACUGAUGGACAUGAAAUCAGUUGGUUCCUUCUACUAUGAAAACUUUGCCUUCCCUGGCAUGGUGCCAUAUAAACGACCUGCAGCUGACAAAUCAGGAGUGCCAGUCUAUCAACCUAACGCAACUACAUACCAGCAACUUAUGCAGUUGCAACAGCCGUUUGUGCCCGUUUCAUGUGAGUACUCGGCCUCUCCCACGCCAGCUCCCACCUCAAGCGCUUCCCCUGCCGCCGCAGAUAUCCAACAAGUUCCUCCCACUUCCCAAGUAUCGCAAGUAAAAGAGGAGGAUUUAAUUCCUCCCGUCUCUACGCCGGUUACAUUACCCCCACCCCCAAUACCCGAUCCCGCCGCAUUGGCCAAAGAGGUUGCUCAGCAAAAUUACGCCAAGGCAGUAAAGUUGGCGGCAGCUAGUCAGUCUUUAGCUGCGAGUUCUUUGAGUCACUUGAAUCCGUUAAAUUACACAGGUGUCGCUCUCAACAAACAGGCUGUGGGUAUACCAACAACCGCGAACAUUCAGCGGUAUCCAACGCUGCCUCUAACAUUAGGCGCCGCAACCAACCUGAAUAUCGGUAUACAUCCGUAUGCUCUUACGCACACCAAUUUGUUAAAUAUGAGUAGACCACCAUCUACUUUAAACUAUCCAUAUUCACUGAUUCGGGCGCCCUACCCAGCUACGACCACACCUCAGCUUUUAACACCCAACUUAUUAACGGCACAAUACCCGGUAUCCGUUGCCGCGACGCCCAUAACCAACGUUCCUCCACCAACUCACAUUGCAGCGGCCGCCGCACAAAACAAUAACAAUACGGUAGUACAACCGUACAAAAAAUUGAAAACCUCCUAGAGUGAGUAAUUGUUCAUGUAAUUCGUCUAUCUUAACAACAUAAUCGUAUGUCCUGUUUUGUCAUUUUAAUAUUAUAAUAAUAUAAAGUUGAUAUAUUAUAAAUUGUUUACAUAUAGAAGUCUAGUCAAAAUAAUAAAAAAAACUAUUAGUGGUUAUGAAUGGGCGUGCGCUGAGCGACCCCGGACCAAGCGAGUGCCUAGUGCUUGUGAUAUCCUCACUCCCGCUGUAUGCACCGCUAUAUAAAUCCGCCCCCCCUAACGCCACUUUAAAAUAUUAAUAAUUUUAUAUAAUUGCUAAGAAUUGUUGUAUUUGAGGUGAAAGUGGUGAUAAAUUUGUUAGUGUCUUGCAUGGUGGUUUUGUACACAUUCUUUUUCCUUAAACAAUCCCUAAUCCUCUUUAUCGAUAGCAUGGUAGAUUUUAGUCUUGUUAGACAGUGCCAUUAUUGUAGGUACAGUCUGUAGUUGUAACUGACCCAAAAAGAUGCCGUGUAUGUCACAGCCGCGUGUCUUGCAAUCUCCGUGUAUGUGUUAGUCGAAACUUUGCAUGUCUGGGGCUUUAAAUACGUGUUCUGCAUGCGAUUUUAGUACUCAUGACGUUAACUUUUUUGGUUUUAACGAAAUACACUUCUUUUUGGGUUGGGUUAUUUCACUUGUCAAUUUUUUUUAUUCAGUACUGACCCUACUGAUUUCUGUUACUAAGUACCUCUUUUUUUUUAUUAUACUAUUAGCCUCAUAAUAAUUUGUCUUCCUGGGUUUGAUCUCAAGCACUUAGAUUUUACGUGUUGUACUUCUUCACCAAGAUUCUUUAUUUAUUUAUCUUCCCACUUUUACUACUACUGUUAAUCGAGAUAGGCUAGUGCAUUUUGUCUUAGAAUAGAAUUUGUGAUGUAACUAUUGACAGUUUGAAAGGAGCUGUCGUUUCUAGAAUUAUUUCAUCGGAAAUAUAAACUGCUUUAUGUCAUUAUCAAAGUAUUUUAUGUUGUGACGCUUCUUUGUAUUGAAUAUAAUUAAAUAUAGAUAAUGUAAACUAUUGUAAGUAGGUAUUCGUAUAAUGUUGUGUAAAAUUGCAUUUCUAGUAUACAGUUUGAUAAUAGGCUAGGUAUUUGGAGAUGUGGCCAUCCUGCUAAGCUAGUAUGUUAGUAACAACAUUGCUGCGGUUGCAUAGCUUACGCGACGCACACACAUUUAAACUUCUUCAAUGUCUUAUCACUAGAUCGCGUAGCAUAUGCAACUGUGCGUAAUCAGCUGCCAGCCACCUUCCAUCUUGACUCACAAUAAUAUAGUGCCUUGGGCCGCUGAUCACGCUUAUCGCAAAAGGUGUGGGUCACGCUCGCCACUUAGUGUGACAGCCUAUAUUCCUAUUUAUAUUAUUUACUGUACUAUUCUAAUCCAGAGGUGUAUGUAAUUAUGUCACAGCCACUGUUUGUAAUAAUAAUGCUUGAAAAUGCA
Molecule: messenger RNA, 4247 nt
Organism: Photinus pyralis (common eastern firefly)
Lineage: Eukaryota; Metazoa; Arthropoda; Insecta; Coleoptera; Lampyridae
Exons: 12
Coding region: 1-2799 (932 amino acids)
Molecular function (GO): metal ion binding
Source: RefSeq, a predicted model, not a curated record